Messenger RNA from Leptomonas pyrrhocoris, 8074 nucleotides. Its product is annotated as putative protein kinase. Gene Ontology annotation, cellular component: myosin complex. Lineage: Eukaryota; Euglenozoa; Kinetoplastea; Trypanosomatida; Trypanosomatidae. Gene Ontology annotation, molecular function: cytoskeletal motor activity. The record is from RefSeq and is a predicted model, not a curated record. The coding region runs from base 179 to 8074 and encodes 2631 amino acids. The transcript has a single exon.
GAGGAAGAGGAAAACCAGAUGUUCGGCGUUAAACAAAACGUUCUGUUGAUCUUUCAAACAAGAAGUCGUAAAACGACAGGGAAAGGGAAAUUCACACGCUGAGUACCCCUCCUUGCUAUAUACACACAGAUAUUUUCAUUUUCAUUUUCUUUUGUUUAGUUUGGCUUCUUUGAAAAAAAUGUCUGUGCCUGUUUCUUCUUCUCUCAUGGUGGAGCGCGAAGAGGCCUACCCUAGUGAGCGAGGCCCGCGCCAGGACCCUCCGCCGCCGCCGCCACGCGCGGCGUGGAUGUGGAAGCCGCGCUCGACGCUCGUCGACAGCGACGGCAACGCGAAGCGCGCCACUUCUCUCAUGCAGCUGCGCCGCAUCGGUGCGAAGCAGUGGAACCGGCGGUUUGUCUUCCUCGACCACCACCUGUUCUGCUACGGCAAGGACAAAGGGAGCAAGGACAAGGAGAUCCCUUUUGAGCUCAUCGUGGCGGUGCGGCGGGAGACGGCCGACAAGCUGCGGCGAGAGCAUGCACCGAAGGAGUUCGCCGACUUUGGGUGGAACCUCGCGGUGAAGGGACGGACGCUGCUCUUCUGUGCCGAAUCGGAGGAACGCGCGGAGCAGUGGGUCAACUACCUCGCGGCCCUGCUGCGUGCCAUGAAAGGCAACCCUACCGGUCCUCUUUCUGGCGUACCACCCUCUUCUAUCGCUACCCCUGCUCUUGCUCCUACUGCGUUGUCGGAUGCCUCGCCGGAGAUACUGACGCCAGAGCGCGGCACCACUUUGGCGGAGCUGGGUGCGCAGUACGACAACGCGCACCCAAACGAUGGCACACACGACACGUUGACCACCGUCACCUCGCCAGUGCAGUUGCUGUCGGAUGAGGUCCGCAUCCUGACACCUGGUGAGUCUUCACGGCAACAACAGACAUCGCUGAAUGCCAACCCACAAGCUCAGCCAUCUACUUUGGCGCUUGUGCCGACGGGGGAAGUAGCUGAGCCUCAGAAGGCCGACGAACAAGGCCAAGUCUCUGAAGCUGCACUGGACGUCCGAUCAGAGCAAGGCGACAACCGCCGUCGCGCGGGUGCAGUGUUGAUGGAGCGCACAACGACACUGGGCGGCCGUGAGAAUGCGAAAACGGGUGACAACGCCGGAGAAGAUGCGAAGGAAGAGGGAGAUGCCGGAGGGAACGAAGCGAACAGCGACCUUCCCAGCGAUGCAUCUUUGCUCGACGUCUCAUCGGACGACACCGAAGGUGAAGACAACGGAGAUGAUGAUCGUGAGGAGGGUGGUGGUGGUGAUGACGACGGCGACGGUGAGGUGCACCCACGCACGCGGGUCACGGGUCGCAGUAUUUCAACGUCUGCCUUCAUUGAAGGUGAGCCGCUGCCGGAGCAAAGCGCGACGGAGCGCCAACCACCACGCGAGAUGCGUUACGCGCGAUUCCUCCUCCCGUUGGCAGCGGAUCCGCACUCCCACAUCGCGUACCGUAUUCCAGCGCUAGAGGCGUAUUUCAAGUCAGGGGACGACGUCAGCAGCGUGACGUUCUCUCGUACCAUGGAGAAGGUGGGCAAGCGCGACAACGCCCAGACACGGGAGGUGGUGCUGACGCCCCGACACUUGUAUCUCUUCAGCAAGGGCCGGCUGGCGAAUGGCCAGAAGGUGCGCUGCAUCGAUACACACGACAUCACCGGUGUGGUGGAGAGCACCACCGACAAGACACUCAUCGCUGUUUUAAUUCCUGCCUCUCACGAUGUGCUUCUCAGGGUGGUCGCGCAGAACUCCUGUGUGCCGGGGACGCCCGUGGAGGUGAAGCAGCAGCUCAUUGCGCACCUCUACAAGGCCCACUACGACGCCCACACCGACCACCGCUUUCUCUUCUGGGAGUCCGCCACCGUAGCGAAAAGAAUUCGUCGCACAGAGGAAGCGAAUUUCCCGCCGCUCGUCGUCCGCGCCGGGGACCAGAUGCGUGUGGGGGAGAAGCCGACCUUGCUUGAGACCUUCGCCAAGAACGCCGACGAGGCGGUAUACUGGUCCUCCAUGGUGCGACAGGUGCUGGCGGACCGCACGCCGCGGCUUUGCGCGUUGGUCGUCACCGAGAGCUCCAUUUACUCCCUCUCCGACACCCUGCAGGAGGUGGUGCGCCGCGCGUUCAUGCGGGACCUCCUCCACGUAGAGUACGACCGAGACGCGCAGUCCAUCCUACUGCAGUGUCGAGGCGUGGACAUGCUCUUUAACAUGCAGUCCAGCGCAGAGUUUGACGGCUUUCUUCGGGUGUUGCCCGCCGCCAUGGCAGACGGCUUCGGACGCACGCCGCGCCUCACCCCGUCCAAGCAGCUCUACUCCCACGCGAAACUCUUCGGCCUCUCCACGCUGAAAAGCGCGGGGUCUGUCGGGGCCACACGCUCCGCCGCGCGACGCCGCCGUGGGUUUCCCUGGACCAAAGGGAUGAAAGGAGGCGGCGGCGCCAGACUCCUCUCUUCCUUUGCAGCAGCAGCAGCAGCAGCCGACGAGGAGGGUGAGACCGACGAGGGCGUGGCAGCAGCGGCAGCCUUCCGCCACAGCAUCCAAGGCGAUUACGGCAACUCGCAGGCCAUCCGCAGGUUCUGCGCACAGUUUCGCUUUGUGGAGGAGGUCUUACUGGACUACGACGACGCCGUGGCGCUGUGGCGACAAUACGAGGCCUCCGCCGGGCUGCCGUGGUGGGACACGCUGCGGCUACGGUCCACCUUCACGACACGCCUGCGCGUCGGCGAGAUAUGCCUCACCGCUGCCUGCCGUCUGCUGGAGGCGAAGGAGUGCGCGACGCUGGCGAAGUCGUCCGCGCUGGAGCUGCACGAGAGCGUGGUGAAAGGGAUGGGCACCCCGCGGGCCAUCUGCGUCACUUCCGAGGGAUUCUUGUUUCUGAGCAACGGCGUCGCCUCCGCCGCCACUGCUCCUACUGCGGAAGGGCCUGGAUCGGGAAGUGCUGACACGACCUCGACAGCCGUGCGGAGCAGAAUGAAGCGUCGGCUGAGCGGUGCGGUGAGUCACACCAGCAGCAGCGGCGCUGAGGCUGGCAAAGACGAUGGUUUAAUCUUGGGUCUUGUCGGGUGGUCCUCCAUCGCGGCGGUGGUGCGAUGCCACAGCAAGGAAGGCUCCUCUGUGGCGCUGCUCACCAACCGCACGCACCCUGUCGACUACCUCUUUCACUUGGCGAGUGCGCAGACGAUGUUGGAUGUGAUGGCGGCCGCGAUGGGGUGCUACGCGCAGUACCGACACGGCGGCUCCGAUCACACGCACCUCCUGCCCCUCUACGCCGCCCCGCGCGUGCAGAACCUCGCCGUGGCGCUGAAGAAGAGCAUCUUUGACCCCUUCCCCACCGUGGCCCUGCGCUACACCCCGUACAGCUUCCCAAGCGAUCGGCUGCGGAUGGCUGUCGUACCCGACGUGGCCGACGCCUGCCGCCGCUUCGGCGACAACACGAUAUACUUCUCCGGGGUGGCGUGGCGGGUGCGGUCGGCGACGCUGCGCAAGUACGGCGGCCACCUCGCCGAGGACCCUGGCGCGGCAAUGCGACGGCAGAACAAUCACCUCUACAAGUCCUACAUCUUUGUGCUCACGAACGUCGCCAUCUACCACUGCACAAAGGGCGGCUUUGAGGUGGUGCGGCGCACGCUGCUGACGGACAUCAAAGGCAUCACCGUCGGCCAGCGCGACCCCGACACCGUGCUGCUCACGGUGCCGUCGGAGUACGACAUGUACUUCCGCGUUGCGGGCCGCGGGCCGGAGGUGGUGGCGCGGCUGCAGGAGGCUUACCUGGAGUGGACCAACUACGGCCACUACCUCCCGCACGAACGUCAGGGCAGCCACGCCCUGGAGGAGUACAGCCUUCCCGUGCGGCAGGCCCCGUGCGUCGUGGAGCUCGGGGCGCUGACCAAGCCGGCGUACUUCAACGACCUGCAGAACAGCCGCCCCGCAGCGGAGUGCCGCAACCAGACCCUGCAAUGGCAUCUGCGGUGUUUGCGGCGCGCCAUCGCCAGCUUCGAGCGUGCACAGGCCGCUGCCCGCAAGGAGCACCGUUCAGCACCCGCGGCGGCGGCGGGCGCACCGCCGUGGUGGACGUGGCGUCGCAUGCGUGCUGCCCUGGAGGAGCGGCAGUCCUUCUUGUACUUCGUGCACCGCCGCUGCUUCCGCUUCGGGCUGACCGGCGAGGACUUCAAUGAGAUGCAGCGGGCGCAGAGACUGCUGCGCAGCUACCGGGAGAUGGAGAGCAGCGCCAUGGACCUCGUCGCGGCGAUGUCCGGCAGCGAUCCUGAAGCUUUCCGUGCUGCGCUGCAACGCGCGUCUGCCGUGCCCGACCUGCGGCUUCUCGUCGAGGAGGAGACGCGGGUGUACGAGGGCCACCUUGCCCGCCGUGCGUGUCUCACCGCCGUCUUCGCCGCGGUGCAGCGCUACCGCUAUCAACCCAAUGGUCGCAGCACGUCCCUCGUGGCGCUCGAGGCAGCAGUGCUGGACCUUCUUGACGAGGCCCGUCGCGUGCGCUUUGACGCCUCCUUUUUGCGCUACUUGGUGCGCGUGGUGCGGGUGUUGGUGCAGCGCACGCAGCUCCAGCGCCUGGUAUGCGACCCAGCGAACCGGCAGCGUCUUUCGAUAAUGCGGGACGGCGGUUGGGUGCUCGUGCAGCAGGCAGCAGGUGAGGUCGGCAUGACGUGGCGGCCACCCGUCAACACUGCCGCGGCGCCUUCACCGUCCGCGCGGCUGCAGCUCAACGUUCGCGUCGCGCAGCUGGCACUGAAGCGCUCCAUCAUGACCGACGACCCGAUUCUCAUCCGCGGAGCGGUGGCGCUUGCCGUUUCUGUGCUAGAGGCAUGUGCGAAGGCUGGCACACCGCCAGAUGCGAAGGAGGGCGACGCCGCGACGGCGACGACGCUACGCAGGACAUUAGCCGCAGUGCAAGAUGCCUACACGCAGAUCAACGAGGAGGAGCGACAGCAUCUUGCGCGUGCCGUGGCGGCGCUCAUAGCAGCUCGUCAGACCCACCAGCGGCAGCAGACGUGGACGCCGCGUGUGGUGUCCGACAUGCUCACCACGUGCAUGGAGCUGGAAGAGCAGGUCGCCGCUCAACCCUUUCCCCUUUUGCACAAGUGCACACAGUCCCUUCUCGCGAUGGAACACGCCAUGCUGACGGAGCAGCAGCACCGCUUGCAGCAGCGUCAAGCGCUCGAGAACAGGGAGUUGGACGCACAGCAGCAGCACGAGCGCGAGCUGCAAAGGCGGCAGCUGGCGAUGCAGCGCGCGGGCGCCCGCCAACAGCGGCGCGAGGCCACUGCACAGGAGCGGCGGCAGCGUAAGGCGUUGGCACAGUGGAGCAGCCAGGUCGAUCAACUCGCGUCCCAGCUGACCGCAGUACUCGAUGAUGCCGAGGAAGUUGCGGACGAGAGUAUUCGACUCGGUGUGAAGCACUGCGUGCAUCUCCAACGGUUGAUCGUGGAAGCUGGCGCCCGCUACGGGCUGUCUGCGCCAACUUCUGCCGCCAGCGCCCAGCGCACGGCGCCACUUCGCUUUUCCCCUCUGCACCAGAGUUCUACAAGUCCCGGCCCGAUGGUAAGGGCUGGCGACAAAGCUUUGGCAGAGCUGCUGGCGAAGCUCCAGUCUGUCGCGGCUCGGGCGCAGCACCUCCUCGACAACCGAGCGAGGGGCGGGGCAGACCCGUAUGGAAUGUACAACACAAGUAGAUCGAACACCGCCGUUCACCCUUCGCCCACUGGCGCGUUUGACGGUGAUGCAGAGGCGGGCGCAGGCGGGGUGGCGCCGGCACUUUCAGCCGAAGUGGAGCAGCUCAUCGCGGCGCUCGACACGAACGGCGUGGUGGCGUACAUUCAUCAGCACCAAGACCACACCUCCACGCCGGACGUGCUCGAGCAGAUUCGCAUUCAGUGGCAACGUGCACGCCGGCAUCAGCGGUGGGUCGAGGCGCUGCACCGCCGUCUGCAUGCAGCCGCUGUGCUGCACAGCCGCGAACUGCUCGAGGCGGCGCUACAGGAGUCGGCGGCUGCGGCGUACACAGAUGCCGCGGUGGAGACGGCGUGUCGUGCCGUGGCAGCGAUGACAAAUCCACCAUCGCAGCGGCAACACCGAGACAAAAGGCGGAGUACUUCCAACCCUGAUGCCAUCGCAUCGCCCACCACUUCUUCUCCCCUUUCCCCCUCCUCCUCCCCUGCGCUCGACUUCGUUGCUCCAUGGCGACGUCGUCGACCUCUGCCACCGACAGAAGGAGCGAGGGAUGCGAAAACAGAGCUGGAUGCGGCCACCGCGUCUUCUGCGCUACGCCCCACCCAGGAAGAGAAGCCCAUCACGAAGGUUGAUGUUGUGGACGGCCUUCACGAAGAUCGACGUCCCAUUCUGAAUGCGGUAGGAAGCACCAGUGAAGCAGCGCAAUGCGUUCCUCUUGUAAAUCAAAAACUGGACGAGGUGACGCAGGCGAUGGAGGGCGUGGCACGCGCCGCAGAGACGGCCCCGGAUGCCCUGCCAAACGCAAAGGCCGUGUUGCAGCAGCUCUACGCGGCAACCGUCGCGUUGGUGGACAGAGCCGCCUCGGCUACAAGCGACCCACUCCCCGUCACCCCGUCUUCCACGUCCGAAGUCGCAGGCUCGACCGCCGCCGCCGCUGCAAUCUGCGUCACAGCGGACAACCCUUUCUGUGCAUCCUUCCUGCGGGCGUGGCGGGCGGUCCUUCAGCACCAGGCGCGGCCCAGCGGCGUUGUCAUCAAAGCUCCUCGCACUGUGUGGGACGUGGUGCGCGGCAUCGGUGAGACGAACACCGACGGCGACUACGCCGCGCCGUACGUGGCACGCCUGUCCAGCGACUUCCAACGUCUCUACCGCAGCACUGAGGACAGCGACGCGGCGCGGCAUCGCACCGAUGCGGUGCUGCUGGCCCUCAUCUUCUUCUCGCACCGCAUGGCGUGUGUCUGGGAGGGAUUGGAGCAGCUGGGAGAGAAGGACCGUCGUGCUUUGUUGCUGCCGGACUCGCUGAUGGCGCAGCCGGCGGUGGUGCGGGCGCUGCUCGCCGCGGCACGUGUGUGCGAUGCGGUGCAGUGGCAGUUCUCAAGCGUUCAGGCGCUGGCCACGGAGUGUUUGUUUCCACGCAACGGCGCGGUGGAGGUGCCAGUGCCGCGGCGCUUCUUGGAGAGCGUCGCCUCUGUCGCGGACGGUGGUGCUGUGCAGUCGAAUCGUGCACAACACGCAGGGUCGAUGAAGGCGACCCUCCUGCGGACCGUCGCGCCCCCGCCUGAAAUUGGCCCAGCGCAGCCUCCACCUUCCGUGUCGACUUCCCAAGCCAGAGUACGACCUCGCAACGCUGCAGUGUCUUCUUCAGCGUUAGAGACGCCAGCUGUCGAAGUAGAAGGCACGUCGGUGGGUAUCAUGCGGGAGGCCUACUGUGGCCAUGCUUUGAGUGGCCUGAAGGAGGCUGUACGCGACAUCGCCUCGUACUUUACGCGGCAGCUGCGCACCCAUGGCCCUGCGCCUGGUGCGUCACAAACCACCGCCCUCUACUUCGACGAGCACCGUUAUCCUGAAGUCGGUACACUGGUAGAGACGUCGGUGCUGCCACCACUUGCGGCACUCCUCACCUGCGGUCUGGUGCGACGCUACCAACUCGUCCGCACCCGCACCUUGUGGGACGUGCUGACGGAGCUGAGGGAGACGCUGACGGCCAGCGGACGUACCCUCGCAGCGGCGGAGGUGCUGUCGAUUAUGCUGGUGGUGGAGGCGUUGACAGGGACGCCGGAGGUGCAUGGCCGCUCCAACGCCAAACUGCGCGCCCUCUCCGAUGAGGAGUUGGACUCACUACGCGUGCGCGUGUUUCUGCGUGAGUGUUUGAACCGAAGGCAGCUGUACCCGCUCGUCUCUGCGUUGUUUCCUCCUUUGAGCGGAAACGAAGCGUGGGUGGCUGAGGGCUCUGGUGUGUUGUGGACCCUCUACAACCCGGCGCUGUGCUUGCUGUACCCACCCGAUGCCGAGUCCUCAAUGCAGCUGCGACCUUUGCUAGAGAAACUCUCUGCCCUGCCUUUUGUGCUGAUACCUGACCGCGAGCUAAGGUGA